Molecule: messenger RNA, 1047 nt
Organism: Penicillium expansum
Lineage: Eukaryota; Fungi; Ascomycota; Eurotiomycetes; Eurotiales; Aspergillaceae
Exons: 3
Coding region: 1-1047 (348 amino acids)
Biological process (GO): tRNA wobble uridine modification
Cellular component (GO): elongator holoenzyme complex
Source: RefSeq, a predicted model, not a curated record
AUGCCCUCUCAACCCCCACUACCGCCCCUCCUCGCUUCAUAUGUAUCAAAUCUGCCCGAUUCAUCUUUGACACUAGUCUCUUCUAUCCUUGGGGCGACUUCAAACUGGCUGGUCCUGAGAUUCCUUCAUGCUGCGCUGAGCUCACCAAGCCCUAAUGCGGCAUUUGGUUCAGACGAGCUGCACAAUGGCAUUAAGAAGAAAGUGGUACUGGUGAGCUUCAUGCGGAGUUAUGAGUUCUGGAGGACUGAGGCAAAGCGAUUGGGCCUUGACCUUGCACGUCUAGCAGAUAAGCAACAAUUUGCAUUCAUAGAUGGCCUGUCUGAGCUGUUCUACGCACCACAAGCUACAGCCACUCCCAGUAUCUCACCGGCUGGUUUGGGAAGUAGUCCACGCACAACGCUCCCAAUGAGGUCUCCACCUGGUGCUGUACCUGGAAGAUCACCACACCCGGCAGGGCCAAUAGCCGCAGGAGCGAGAGGAAAUGUGACCUCGAAGCAGGCUGAACCUGGGAUUGCAAAGAAGCUCCAUUUCUCUGGUCGUGGUCUCGCCUCCCUCGACGCGCUGGAGAAAGAUAUCCUAUCAGUGAUUGAACAGCAAAAGAGUUCAAUGGAGGAUGGUGAUGAGCUUCUCCUCAUUAUAGACCAGCCUGACCUGCUCCUUGCUGCGACAGGUCCAACUAUGGGAAUUGGAGCAACAGAGAUGUCGGAGUGGAUCACAGCGCUACAACAGCAUGCACAUGCUACGGUUUUGACGUUAGCUACGGAUGCCCCAUUAAUACACAAUGCAUCUACCUCGGGAGGGGAGUUGGCUACGCCACUAGAGACGGAACAUGCUGCACUUGUUAUUGGGCUGGCGCACCGGGCUCGAUCGGUCAUGCAGCUCCGCACUUUGGACACUGGAGCCGCAAAAGAUGUGAGCGGGGUACUGAGAAUCAGCCGAGGUGGUGGACUGAACACGAGUGAAGAAGAGGCCCUGGAGGAGCGGGAGGCGUUGUACUUCAUCCAACGGGAUGGCGGUGUCACGGUGUUUGGUCGUGGGGAAUCAUGA